Candidula unifasciata is the source of this 3162-nucleotide messenger RNA. Lineage: Eukaryota; Metazoa; Mollusca; Gastropoda; Stylommatophora; Geomitridae. The record is from the annotation of a GenBank genome assembly.
AUGAAAGGGAUACUCAUGUAUAUGAUGGGGCCAUGCGGUCCAGGAGCUACUUUGCCCAAAAGUGAAUCUGACGAGUUUUCAGACCGGACGUCAGAUCUGGAUUUUGAUGAGCUGGCCUCGGAGAGAAGUCGGGUCGACGGAGGGUCCAGCACUGACGAGAGCAACAAGGAAGCAGCUGUAACAAGUGCUGGCAGUCACAAAGAAGUGAAACGACAAAAACAUAGACCAAAGUCGUUGAGUUUAUCCCACUCGCACAGCCACACCUCAUCGGAUGAAGAAGAGGGGUCCGGAGGCAGCGAUAAGAAAGAAGACACUUGGACAGGGGACAAGCGGGAGCGUCACGGGAAAUCUAAACAUCACUCGUCUGCGAGUCAUUUACCAACAGAUCCUUCUCUUGUGAGUUUUUCUGCUUUAUCCGCUGGCCUUCAAAAAGCAAAGAAACUGCUGACAAACACAGACGAUGGUGUCAAGGUUAAGGGAAGAGAUUUAGUCUCCCUUCAAGACUUGAUAGACAACCAUGCAGUCAACAGCCCGACGCCCCCAAGGAGUCCUAGCUGGCGUGAAGGGCUAGAAAGUCCACCAUUUUCUCCAAGACGCCGAGAUUCGUAUCCAGGCAAACGACGAGGGUCGCUUUCUCCCAAAGAAAAGAACAAUCAUUUCACGUACACAGAUAUUUCACCCCCUUCAAGGCAGUUAUCGCUUGAUGAACUGUACGGGGAGGCAUCCACACAUCCCAGCGCUUUAGACAAUGGCGUCGCGGGGUCACACGCUGCACAAAAACCCUCGCCGAUCUCUCCAGACGAGAUGAAAGGUUCGUUCAUCAGCACAAGUGGGCAGACGCUCAUGUUCGACAUGCCAGCUGUCCGUGCCAAGCCGCCGGUCAGUAUACCUGGCCCCCAGACUCAGCAUGCGGACUUGUAUAUGAGCAGCACCAUCGCCCAUUCAACCCCUGUCAUGGAUCUUGCCACUUACGCUGCCACGAUCGCCAACAGCACGGCGAGCCUGACUUCCAUGAGCGUGUCACCCACCAAUCUAUUACCUCAGUCGUCACACCCUCCUGUUGCAGAACCCAUGAGCCCGGACUCGGCGGACAGCGUGGACUCCAGCUGUUCAUCACCCGUCUCGCCUGGUUACUAUGAUAACGCCCCAGCACCUAGUGAAGAAGUCGAGGAGGUGGAGCUAGCGGAUCCCUCAUCCAAGUCGAUAGAUUUCCAGGGAUCUAAACGACAGAAAGCCAGACCACCUUCUACAGACUGGUCGCCUGUGAUUGACCUGUCCCCCAUCCUGGACGUGUCGCCUUCAGUAGAAGAAGCUGAACAGGAAGACAUGUUAGCGAAGCAAAUGGAAGAACUAGAGAGACAGCGAUCUCGCGAGGAGGCUGCCGAGGAUGAAUACGAGGACGAAGAAUCCGAAAGCUUUGAAGCCAGGCCGUUCUUUGAGUCGAAAUCUUUCGGCCCAGCAAAGAAAUCUAUUCCUCAGGUAAUACCUCGUAUACCGGCGCCGCCAUCAGCCAAGAAAUUAAAACAACAGCUUAAUGAAGAACUGGAUGACUUUGAUAUUGAUGAGGUUGAAACACCCGAGGAUGUCAGUCCAUACAUGUACGGCAGUAGUCUCAAACGUUGCGGUAACUUUGAAGAUAUCAGUCGGUUAGGUAGUGAUAAUUCUUUGAUCAAGCAUACAUCAGAUCUGCUGUCUUCUGACCGGCUAGUUGAUGACAUUGAUCUCAAUGACACCAGCAGCGACUUGCCGUUCUUUUCCUGCACAACCCAGUCUCAGACUUUGUCUCAUUCCAUGCCAGGUGCUAGUACAACAGUGUCGUCGCUUCAGGCUCCAGGGAGACAGCUACCGGAGAAAGCAGCAGAAGAACAAGGGACCAAACGCAUUAGAGACAUGGAAUCUUUGAUAACAGACGAAUUCCAUAAAGUAGCUGAAGACAUGGAGAAUAUUGUGAAAAGAGGAGCUAUGGAUGUAAAACCCAUCCCGCCACCAAAACCCAAGCGACGGCUUCCAGACCCCGAUCUGCUGAUCUCACCACCACCAGCAUCAAAGGGAUCAUUUGAGGGCUCUGAAAGAAGACCGUGCCCAAGUAUUAGAACCGAAGAGGUCGUGGACACAUCAAGCAGCAUAGACAGCUCGUUUGAUGAGGCUCCUAGCGGUAAGUACUUACCUAGACAGGAUUCAACCGAAAAGAAAAAAGCAAAAGACAUGAAAGCAAAACCAAGUCCAAUACUGGUGCAGUACAUUGAAGCUGAGGAGCAGUCCGUGUCGCCUCACUACAGAGUCAUGGAAUCACCCCCAACUCCAGAAACGAAAACCAUUAAGAGGGAGUUUUCAGACAGUACCUCAGUUUCCCCAAACUCAUCACCUGACCAGGACGUUUACGCAUUCCCAUCGCCUGUCACUCCUCCUGAUUCAGAUUCCUCACCCCCGAAGCCUCAUUCGCCAUCAUCCCCUGCAGCAGAUUUCGAUGAAGAAAGUUCUACAAUAGCUUACGAUACACUGGACCCGUACCGGGCCUCAAGUCCCUAUGACAAUGCUAAACCCUGCCACAAGCCUCGAAGAACUAGUCCCUCUAUUGGAACUUUGCAAUCUGCAGCCUCUUCUUCACAAGCUGACCAGCAGUUAGCUACCUCUAAGCCGGAAGUCAUGAGACCUCCUAUCUCACCAAGGAAAAGUAUACGGAAGUUCGAUGACAAAAAUACGAACGCUAGAUCCAGUCCAGUGUAUGAAAAUGUCCAAGACUUAACAACUCAAGAGUACCUGCAGGAGCAGCAGAAACACGCCUUGUUUCUAACUGAUGUCUCAGACACUGCUGCCUCACGCAAGGGAUUUACUAGACUGGAUGCCAUGUCAAAAGGACUAGGCGGCCAGUACUCUACCCAGCCUGCUGAAAUCAUCACCUUCCCGCUGGCAGGCGACUUUACGGGCCGCAAGAGAAGUAGUUCAGCCCCAGCCACAGAACUUCAGGAAAUACCCAAACCGUCUCAACGUCCGGAACCUGCCCUUCGACCCAGGUCAGCAUCUGCCGAAUACGAGCAAGAGCCACCGCUGGAGAGGACACCAAGUGUGAGAGAUAAAAUUCGAGCUUUUGAAGAGGUAAAUAUUUGUGAUGUUCAUUGUAUAAAUUUGCUAGCAUGUGUGCCGUUGUCUUGUAUAAUGUGA